Passer montanus (Eurasian tree sparrow) is the source of this 7583-nucleotide messenger RNA. RefSeq names its product C-type lectin domain containing 16A (gene CLEC16A). Gene Ontology annotation, cellular component: endolysosome membrane; late endosome. Gene Ontology annotation, biological process: endosome to lysosome transport; endosomal transport; regulation of autophagosome maturation. Lineage: Eukaryota; Metazoa; Chordata; Aves; Passeriformes; Passeridae. The record is from RefSeq and is a predicted model, not a curated record. The transcript is spliced from 24 exons. Bases 118 to 3240 code for a protein of 1040 amino acids.
UGCGCCGCGCGCCCCGGUUCCGCCGCCGAGGCUCCGGGCCGGUCCCCGCUCGCCGCUCGCCCCGCGGGGCUAUGAGGCCGUAGGGCCCGCGGGCCGGAGCCGCCUUCCGCCGCCAGCAUGUUCGGCCGCUCCCGCAGCUGGGUGGGCGGCGGGCACGGGAAGGCCUCCCGCAGCAUCCACUCCUUGGACCACCUCAAGUACAUGUAUCAUAUUUUGAGUAAAAAUACAGUAGUAACAGACCACAACCGCAACCUGCUGGUGGAGACCAUUCGUUCCAUAACGGAGAUCCUGAUCUGGGGGGACCAGAAUGACAGCUCAGUGUUUGACUUUUUCUUGGAGAAGAAUAUGUUUGAGUUCUUCCUGAACAUCCUGCGGCAGAAGUCAGGUCGUUAUGUGUGUGUGCAGCUGCUGCAGACUCUGAACAUCCUUUUUGAGAACAUCAGCCAUGAAACAUCCCUGUACUACCUGCUCUCUAAUAACCAUGUGAAUUCUAUUAUUGUCCACAAAUUUGACUUUUCUGAUGAGGAGAUCAUGGCAUAUUACAUAUCAUUUUUGAAAACUCUUUCCCUGAAACUCAAUAAUCACACUGUACAUUUCUUUUAUAAUGAGCACACUAACGACUUUGCUUUGUACACUGAAGCUAUUAAAUUUUUUAACCACCCCGAAAGCAUGGUCAGGAUUGCUGUUAGGACUAUAACUUUAAAUGUCUACAAAGUGUCAUUGGACAACCAGCCUAUGCUGCAUUACAUUCGAGAUAAAACUGCAGUUCCUUAUUUCUCCAACCUCGUCUGGUUUAUUGGCAGCCACGUGAUAGAGCUGGAUAACUGCGUGCAGACUGAUGAAGAGCACAGAAAUAGGGGCAAACUGAGUGACCUGGUAGCAGAACAUCUUGAUCAUUUGCAUUACCUGAAUGAUAUCCUUAUCAUUAACUGUGAAUUUUUAAAUGAUGUGCUGACAGACCACCUACUUAAUAGGCUCUUUCUUCCCCUCUACGUGUAUUCAUUAGUAAAUCAAGACAAGGGUGGAGAGCGUCCAAAAAUAAGUCUCCAGGUUUCCCUCUAUCUUCUUUCUCAAGUUUUUCUGAUUAUACAUUAUGCUCCUUUGGUGAACUCGUUGGCUGAGGUUAUACUCAAUGGGGACCUCUCAGUGUUUUCUUCUAAGAUUGAGCAAGAUAUACAGAAAAACUCAGCAAAGUCAAGUAUCAGAUGUUUCAUAAAACCCACAGAAUCACUUGAGAGGUCUCUUGAAAUUAACAAACAGAAAGGGAAGAAGAGGAUGCAGAAAAGACCCAACUAUAAAAAUGUUGGUGAAGAAGAUGAAGAGGAGAGAGGCUCUGAGGACAACCAAGAUGACCUUGAUAAAAGUAAAGGUACAGAAGGAAGUUCAAAGGGUGUAAGAACAAGCACCGAAAAUGAAGAAAUAGAGAUGGUAAUCAUGGAGAGGUGUAAGCUGUCAGAGCUGUCUAUCUCUGCUGUGACAGAACAGAAUACAACAGAUGAAGAAAAGAGUGCAGCUGCUUCUGGGAGUGAGAUGACAAACUGGAACAGGCCUUUUCUUGAUAUGGUCUAUAAUGCACUGGACUGUCCUGAAGAUGAUUACUAUGCCCUCUUUGUGCUCUGUCUUUUAUAUGCAAUGUCACACAACAAAGGACUUGACUCAGUCAAGCUGGAGAGAAUUCAACUUCCAGCUCAACAUUCUGAAGAGAGAAAUUCGUACAAUCAUGUCCUUGCAGAAGGGCUUAUCAGGAUAAUGAAUUAUGCUGCACAACCAGAUGGGAAAAUUCGUUUGGCAACUUUAGAACUUGGCUGCCUAUUGCUGAAGCAGCUUGUGUUUUCCAAAAAUGGCAGGAUCAUAAAAAGUGUUCACCUUGAUUGUCUUGAGGGUGCAAGGGAGGAAAGUGUUCAUCUCCUUCGUCGCUUCUAUAAGGGAGAAGAAAUCUUUCUGGAUAUGUUUGAAGAUGAAUACCGGAGUAUGACAAUGAAACCUAUGAAUGUAGAAUACUUGAUGAUGGAUGCCUCAAUCUUGCUACCCCCAACGGGGACACCUCUGACUGGGAUUGAUUUUGUGAAAAGGUUGCCUUGUGGAGAUGUGGAAAGAACACGAAGGGCAAUCAGAGUUUUCUUUAUGCUCCGUUCACUGUCGCUGCACUUGCAAGGUGAGCUGGAAACUCAGUUACCACUCACGAGGGAGGGAGAUCUGAUAAAGGCAGAUGAUGUUCUGGAUUUGAAUAACAGUGAUCUGAUUGCCUGCACAGUUGUAACAAAGGAUGGGGGUCAAGUUCAAAGAUUCCUGGCUGUGGAUAUUUACCAGAUGAGUUUGGUUGAACCAGAUGUUGCCAGACUUGGAUGGGGAGUAGUUAAGUUUGCAGGCCUUCUGCAGGAUAUGCAGGUGACUGGAGUAGAGGAUGACAGCAGAGCCCUGAACAUAAUCAUUCACAAGCCUGCCUCCAGCCCUCACUCGAAGCCCUUCCCCAUCCUCCAGGCCACGUUUAUUUUUGCAGAUCACAUUCGCUGCAUCAUCGCCAAGCAGCGCCUGGCCAAAGGCCGCAUCCAGGCUCGGCGCACCAAAAUGCAGAGGAUAGCAGCUCUCCUGGAUCUUCCUGUUCAGCCUUCAACUGAAGUUAUGGGUUUUGGACACAGCUCUGGAGCUGCAGCCCAGCACCUCCCAUUUAGAUUCUAUGACCAGUCCCGGCGUGGGAGCAGUGACCCCACAGUGCAGCGCUCUGUCUUUGCAUCUGUUGACAAAGUCCCAGGCUUUGCUGUAGCCCAGUGCAUCAAUCAGCACAAUCCAUCCCCACUGUCGUCACCAUCCCCUUCCAGUGGCAGUGGCAGUACAGGGCGCUGUGAUUCAGUGACUGCAAGCUCGACGUCCACUCCUUCUGCUGCUCAGAGCCCAGCAGAUGAUGCUUCAGCUCCAGAGCAGCCUCUGACGGCCAGUUCCAGUCAGACGAUGUUGACUGAUGAAACUCUUUCAGCUGUUUCAAAGUCCAGCAGAAAUGCUGUAAAAGGCAGUGACAUAGAAACAGCCAACCUGUCUCCCAGCCUGAUUCCUGCACAGCAGCCCACGAUAUCCCUCCUCACAGAUGACAGCACGGACACGCUGAGCGUGGAGUCGCUCACGCUGGUGCCCCCAGUGGAUCCACACAGCAUUCGAACCUUCAGCUGCAUCCCUCAGGCCUCUCUGCAGUCUGAAACGGAGCUUGACAAGGUGAAGGAGGUAGAGGAAGAAUCUUCUGACUAAAGCCACCAUGCAGACUGUAAUAAACAGUGAAGGAAGUGCAACCAAAUUGUGAUUGUUUUUCCUCUGGGAGUGCAGAUACUUCUGGAGGCCUGAGAGGCCUCAGGUCCACAUGAAGGGACCAAGUGGUGACAGAGAAUGUCAGCAGUUUUUAGAGCCAACAUCGGAUACUCAGCAUAUCUGAACUGGGGAAGAGAGAAAAACCCAAACUUUUGAAUCUGGAUUGGUUCUUUCCUACCAGUUUCUCUUAUACAAGAAUAUGGACAUAUUUCAGAGGACCUACUGUCUUUCUAAUAGGAACUAAUUAAGUGUAAAAGGUCUACAGUAUUAUGGCAAAGUGAAGAGACUUUUGGAUACCCAGCUUCAUGGUACUGCAUUACUACGUCUCUGAAACGGGAGACAUGCCAUUGACCAGAAAAAAUUAUAUAUUAUAGGACAGAGGUAACACUUCCAUUUGAGUCAGGGUGUGUUUUUUCAGUUUGGUUUGGGAUUUUAUUUGUGGAAGAGGGGUUUUGGGGUUUUAUUUGGUUUGGGUUUGUCUUUGGGGUUUUUUUAUUGGUUGUUUUGGUUUUUGGUUUUUUUUUUAAUCCUGAUCUUGUUAAUCUUUUGGAGAUCUGCACAAUACCAGCAGGCUUGGCCACAUUCAGUAUUGUCUUUGUAGGACUCCAGACUUAAAUAUUAUGUUUUCCAUAUGUAAUAUUUAUUUCAAGGUUUGAUUCAAAUUUAAAACACAAUGUUUGUUCAAAUUAACAUAAGGGAUUUUUGAGACUACUUUAGUCUUUGCUUAGCUACCUAGAGAGGAAUGUAAAAUGUUUUAAAAGAUUGCUAUAGCUUGUUUGUUCACUUCUGACAGUCAAAUUGCUACACAUCUGAGGAAUGGUGAUAUCCCUGCAACUGAACAACAACUUCAAGAAGCAGACAGAAGCAGUUUUACUUUAAAGAGGUUUUUCAAAUUUUUCAUAGUCAUGUAGGAAGAAAGUCACCAUAUCUAACUGAUAAUUCCUUUGCAAGUCUGAUCUUGAAAGGUAUUGUGGUUUUUUUUUUUCCUGUCUGGGAUAGUAUCCCAGUUAAACAACAUUGCUACAUAAAAGUGUUAACAUUACUUCCUAGAUCCUGACACCAAGUUGACAGAAAAGGGAGAGAUAUUUCUUAAAGUUUGGAAUGUGCUUUGCUGAUUUGAUACAUAAUUUAACAUGAAAGGAAUUUAAGAUUUUUCAUCAAUUUCCAAGUAAGUUAAUUUAAAUUAAUAGUAAAAUGAGUAGCUUGUCAUUGCUGGUCUAUUCUUAACACUGAGCUGGCAGUUCCUCAGAGCAGGACUGCUGUUUACUUGGUAUUGAUUUCAGUCACACUGCAGUCUGUGUCCUCAUUCUGUCUCUACUGGCAUUGAGUUCUUACCAAACGGGUGAACCUGCAAAGUUUUUACACUUCCCAGUUGCUUAUUGAACCUCUUUCUGGCUGUCAUAUGGAAUACUUGAAGUGAUUUUUCAGUGAUACCUCUGUGUGUGUGUAUCUAUAUAUAUACACAUGUACAGAUAUAUAUGUGUAUAUGUAUAUAUAUGAGAUUGACUAAUUCACGGGUACCACUUUUCUCACUUUUUCUGUCUUCUCCUUCACAUAAUAAUUGAAUCUUUGCCAACUGGAUAUAUGAGGUGUCUGCUACUGAAUGCCAGUAAUUUUUUCCCCCUGUUAACUUUUUCAUGCAGCUUUGAUUUCUGAUUUUCUGUGAUUUCUACUUUAUCUCAAAUUGAAUUUACUGAUACUCUGACCAUUCCAGAGUAGCCCAGACUCUAAUUGAACUCAGAGUUGGGUGUCCUCAGCACUGUGGUGGAUUUUGUGUGAAAAUCUCACAUUACUGGAAUAAGAGCCUACUUUUUUUGGGUUUUUUGGUCUCAUGCUGAAGAUGUAUUUGCACUCAUGCAGUCACUAUUGCAGCUAAUGUGCAUGUACCUGAACAAGCACAUCAGUAGCAAUCUGGGCACAAGAACCACAUGAAUUUUUAUUAGCUGAAGUGAUUGCAGUCUAGACUUUCUCUAAAAUGGUACAGCAUUACACUGUAGUCUGAGUAAUAUUCUGAAGACCAUUAUAAAAAAAUGCCUCACUUAAUUAGAAAGCAUUUUAUGUUCGUUAUUAACCUUAAAUUCUUGACCCGGAUUACACAAAAUACCACUGUGCAGGCUCAGUUCCCUUAAAUAGGAUUCAUUUUAGACUGGAAAACCUUGAUCUUAAUUUAUCUCAUUUCAAAUUCAGUUCUAGCAAGAUUAGACCCAUUCACAAGGAGUCUCUUCAAUGCAUGUGAAUAAUCUCACCCCUGAGCUAUACUGCACAAGAAAUGGGGCAAGGAAAAGGAAGGUGACUUUGUGCUUUUCAUUACCUUUGAGUGGCUUUUAAAUCUCUUGAUCACUUGUUUAGUGAGAGCUUCACAGGAAAUAAUUUAGAUACUUUAUUAGGAAAAUAGAAUAAUAGGUUUGCUGUUAAUUUGUGAUUACUUCAAGCAAUGCAGGAAUUCAGUAAUUGCCCUGGAAUUGAGUGUCAUUUCACUAGCAGUAAAAUAAACUUUAUGCUUGAAGAAGCUACCAGACAAGCAGGUUAAACUGAGUGUAAGGAUGAAGCCACUAAGAGCAAACAUGUCACUGCUGUGGUGCUGUCACUCUGGGGCAAUCAGUCACUCCCCUGCAGGGCACAGGGAGCCCCAGAACAGCCUCAGGAGCAGUGGCACUGACCACCAGGGAAUAGCAGUCACAAAACCUCCGCCAAGCUAAGCAUCCUGCUCUUGUCUCCACUAACCAGCUGAAGUUAAACUUGCUUUUAAAAGAGCAUUGCCUAGGCGGGCAGCUGCUGCCUGGGAAGAUAAAUGGUUUAGUCCUGUAGUUGAAUCAAAGAUCUGCAGAGACUUCAGCUGGGGGCAGGGAGACUGAGGCCUUUUGCCUCCAAGGUAAUUAGUUUCCUUCUUUCAGACAGCCUAAUGUAGCCAUCUAAAUAUAUGUUGAAAAUUGUCUUCUUAACUGCUACUGUCCUUCUUAAAAGAGUUUUUUGGUGUGUCCCUGAUUCACCACCACUGCCCUACCCUGGGAUAUCAUUCACCUGGGCACUGCUCUUUAUUAUCUAGCAAUUUUUGGAGAAGUUCUCCUGUGCUUGCCUGCUGUGUUUCUCUUGACCUUUCCCAACUUUUUCAGCAUGAAUUAGAAACAAAUAGAAUAACUCUUCCCAUCUCCCAUUGGAUUCUGAAAAGCAGAGGGUGAUCCAAGCAGGGCUUAUUAGGGUGGGAUGUUUUUAGGGGUUGGGAGGGGAGUAGUUCUUGGGGGCUUUUCUGCUGCUCAGUACUUGAGCAGCAACAAAGACAUAGGAGAAGCAGUUCUUGACUGAGUCUCAAACAGAGGGUUCUUUCAUAUGGAAACAUAUUUUUAUAUUGCAUUUGUACAGAAUUUUCCCUAUUUUGAUCUCCCAGCAUUUUUAGAUUUGCACGUUGCUCAGAUUUGAUUUCUUUUGCAAGGUGUUAUAAAAUAUAUAUUUUGUGUUUGUUAAUGUAUUAUAAAUGUAAAGCUAAAUUUUGGUUGUCUAAUAAAUGUGCACUGUGGUGGUAUCUGGUUUAUUGUUUUGUUAACUUGAAUUGUUCGGUUCUUAAUAUGAAAAGGAAAAACUUGUCAUUGUUGGGGCUGUCUUGUUACCAUAAAUAAAUGUGUGGAGUGCAUUUAUUUUAAAAGUAACUAAAAAUGGCUUAAGCAGGUAAUGAUUAAGAAUACUUGAUAACAAAAGUUAAGGUCCAGACUAGUUCACAGGAUUCUUUUAAGAUCAUUAUCUGAAGAUUCCUGAGAUUUUUAUCUUGUUUCCCAUUAGUUUUUGUUAUGGAUACUCAUACUCAAGUGACUUUAAGACACAUAGUAAUUGCAAUCUGGUAGCAUUUAUGAGAAGAUCUGAGGGUGAGUGUUUGGCUGUAUUUAAGGACUAACUGUGGCAGAAGUAUUUACAAUGAACAUGAAGAUAAUUUUUUUACAGAUUGAGAAUAGAUUCAAGUGUGCAAAUUUAUAGACUAUUACAAUGUCUAGGAGCUUUGUUUUGUCCAGAGACAGCACUAACUAUACAUUGUCACAACUUCAGGAAACCCUCUGGAAACAUUACAAACUUUAGAAGAUCAUUUUAGGCAUCUCCACUUGUAAAUAGCUGUGUUGAUAUUUUUGUUGCAAACUUUUUCCUUCAUUUUUAGCUGCUUUGUAAGUUUGAUUGUUUUCAGUGCAAAGAGGUGGAAAUGUAUUUUUCUAGAAGAAUGAAUGUACCUGGGAUUUAAGCACUACAAAAAGCAUUUAAUGAACAUGGACUGCCUUCCUAUGAAAUAUAUUUCAGUAAAGUUG